UCAGGAAAACGAAACAAACCGUCGGAGUUUCCCGAGAAUUGAGAAGCUCCGAAAGUCGGGACUCAGGCGAACAGCUGGUCCACCUCUGAGCCGGUUCAUCUCUCUUCUGCCUCCGAAAGCGACCAGUGGACCGAGCCGGACGAACCGAACCCGCAUGAACAGAAAUGGCUCACUCAAAGCCCCUGCUGAUCCCGUGGCUCAAGUCCAGCAUCGACAGUGAGAGGUAUCCGGGUGUCCAUUGGACCAACCCUGAGCAAACCGAGUUCUGCAUCCCAUGGAAACACGCGCUGAGACAGGACUCCUCCAAUGAGGACGUUCUCAUCUUUAAGGCCUGGGCGGAGGCGAGCGGGAGCGGCCGGGCUCAGGGAGACGCCUCGGUCUGGAAGAGGAACUUCCGCAGCGCCCUGAGAGCGAAGGGCUUCAAAAUGGUGUCCGACAACAAGAACGACGCCGCCAACCCACACAAGGUCUACCGCUGGCCGGAGGAGUCGGCGUCAGGAGCCCGAUCUUCCUCUGGAUCCCAGGAGCAAGAAGACGCCAAUGUUCUGAACGGCUAUAAUCCGCAGGGGAGUGGGGUCGUGCCAUUCUUUGACGGACCUGUUUUUAAUCCAGAGGACAUUCUGAUGCCAGAACGCCCCGACGGCCAGGAUAUCCUCCAGGAGUGCCUGAGAGGCCUGAAUAUCGGCCCUGGAGCAGAGGGCACCACAGGCUUUCAGCCUCCUACUGAGCAACAGCAGCUGCAGAAUCAGCUCCUGAUUGGUGCGCUCCCGUUGCCCGGGCAACAGCAGGAUCCAGUGAUGUUUGAGGGUGCAGCCCGUGAAGCGGGGUUGCCAGAGCAACCGGCAGGUCCAGCGGGGGGGGCGGCGGCGGAGGGGGCGGGCUACGGCGACGGGCAGCAGGCAGCGCAGUUCCUAGAAACGGUGAACCAGACCAGAGAUGGAGAUCAUUUCAAGACUCAUUUCAGGGUGGCUGUGUUCUACAGAGGGGUGAAGGUGUCUGAGCAGAAGGUUCCCAACGAGGCCGGACUCCGCUUAGUGUACAGGCCCGAUCUAAACGAUGCGGUUUUGGAUCACGAGACGGGCCUCUCCAUCGUCUCUCUGCCGCGUCCGGUCGGCAUCCUGGAUCAAACCCAAACCUGCCUGACCCAAAGGAUCCUGGACAACCUGGGGAGCCUGGAAGUGGGCAUGUCGCAGCACGUGAUCUACGGCCAGCGGCACGGCGAGGUCAAAGCCUUCUGGAGCUUCUCCAAGUUUGACAGCAGCAGACAGCCGAGGGAGAUUUCUAAACUGAAUCCUGAACGUCUUUACCCGGUGAAGGACUUCAUCCGAGGAUUAAUGGAGUUUUUUGACGGGAAGGAAUCCCCACCGUCCUCCAUGUUCUUCUGUCUCGGGGAAAAGUGGCCUGACCCGGAAAACAGGCCUUGGGAGAAAAAACUCAUCAUGGUGGAGGUGGUUCCCACUUCUAUGGAGCUUCUGAAGAACCUAGCUGUUGAGUGUGGCGCCUCCUCGCUGCGGUCUGUGGAACUGCAGAUGUCACUGGAGGAAAUGAUGGAUCUUUACUGAUGAGUUUUUUUUCCCUCUUUCAUCUCAGUUUAUUAUGUUUUCAUUCGACACCAAACAAAUCCUGCAGAAAUAAUCACCACAUUGUCCCACUGCAUUAGCUGAGAUGGCACAAAGACAUACACAAGGCUAUAAAUAUGUUUGUUUUUCUCCUUUAUCUUUAUU
Poeciliopsis prolifica (blackstripe livebearer) is the source of this 1724-nucleotide messenger RNA. It is a transcript of the gene irf3, whose product is annotated as interferon regulatory factor 3. The transcript has 11 exons. The record is from RefSeq and is a predicted model, not a curated record. Bases 165 to 1562 code for a protein of 465 amino acids. Gene Ontology annotation, biological process: regulation of transcription by RNA polymerase II; immune system process. NCBI's taxonomy places the organism in Eukaryota, Metazoa, Chordata, Actinopteri, Cyprinodontiformes, Poeciliidae. Gene Ontology annotation, molecular function: protein binding; DNA-binding transcription factor activity, RNA polymerase II-specific; RNA polymerase II cis-regulatory region sequence-specific DNA binding. Gene Ontology annotation, cellular component: nucleus.